AACUUUAUUUCACAAAGCUUCAUCAAUAUUACUUUCGACGACAACUCUUGUUCCCGUUUCCAUGUCUAACCAAAAGAAGCGGCCUAUACAUGAGAAAUCCAUAGAAGCCAAUGCAUUUGAUAUUGAGGGAAAGAAGAAGCUGAGGAUUUUGGUUGCUGGGGGUGGGAUUGGGGGGCUGGUUUUUGCGCUGGCAGCAAAGAGGAAGGGGUUUGAUGUGGUAGUGUUGGAGAAGGGAAUGAGUGCAAUAAGAGGUGAGGGGCAGUUCAGGGGUCCAAUUCAGUUACAGAGCAAUGCAUUGGCUGCUUUGGAGGUCAUUGAUUUGGAGGUUGCUGAGAAAGUCAUGCAAGCAGGGUGCGUCGUUGGUAAUAGAAUUAACGGUUUGCUGGAUGGUAUCUCUGGUUCUUGGUUUAGAGCGCGCGACGACGAGACGUGGGACAGCGGCAACUCCAUACGACAGCAAAGGCAGCAACAGAGGACUGGGGAGUUUGGGAAUUGGAAUCAGGGACAGUCGUUCUUCUUUUAUAAUUUCCCAGACAAUUGGGACGCAAAGGCUUUGUGGCAUCGAUUUCAAGAGUGUGGAAGGGUCGGUGAUGUGUUUGUGCCAGCAAAGAGGGACAAAUGGGGGAAAAGGUUCGGUUUCGUCAGAAUGUUAGGGGUGCAAGAUGUUCAAUAUAUGGAAGGGAGAUUGAAUCAGAUCUGGAUUGGUUCUUAUAAACUACGAGUAAAGGUAGCCAUCGAUAGGGGGCAAAAUGGAACAGUUUAUCAGAAGGAAGCCGAGAGGAAGGGUAGAAUCAGGGCGCAGAGUUUCGUCAAGCCAGGGCGGUCAUAUGUUCAGGCGGUUAAGGGAUACUCUUCGAGGGCAGUGGGUGCCCAGGUUUGGAGGAAAACUACAGGGGUGCAGGAGAGAGCCGAUCCCGUGGACAGGGUGUCCAUCGCUCUAGGGAAGCCUUUGGGGAUUGAGGAUGCUAGAUCCGGUGAAGAGGGAGGUGGAGCUAUGGAUGGAGAAACGAAGGAGAGUAUCAUUGACUUCUCUCUAUCCAAAGAUGAGAACGUGUGGCUGGAAGGGGGUGUUGUAGCGGUAGUGAGAUCAAUGUCAAUGAUAUCCAAUAUACAAGAGAGAGUAGACAUUGAUGGAGGUUUGAUUAAUCUAUCUCCAUUAGGAGGGCGGAAUGUAUUGUUGACUGAACGUGUGGAAGGCUACUUGAGUGAGUAUAUACAGCACAACAAGGAAUCAUUUGAUCUUUGGUGUGAGAUUAUUUAUCCUUGGGCUUUGGCUCCUCUGAAUGGUAGUAGAAUGGUCUGGUUGAGAAUUUCUGGUGUUCCAUUACAAGCAUGGUGUGACAGAUGCUUUGAGCGGAUAGCAGCUUCGGAGACAAAAUUAGAAAUGGUGGAGGGUGCGCUAUGUAAAAUGUUGUGGUUUUCAGAUGAUUAUGAUUGGGAGAUGAAGGAAUCGAGUGGAGCCUCUGGGGAGGAAGGGAGAUGGAUGAUUGUAGGGGACUUUAAUGUAGUGAGGAGUCCCAACGAGAGGAAGGGUAGGAUAGGGGAGACUCAGGAUAUGAGGGAGUUUGAUGAUUUUGUUGUGUCAACUGGGUUGGUAGAUAUUCAAUUGGCAAAUAGACGCUUUACAUGGUAUCAACCUGAUGGGUCGUCUAUGAGUCAGUUGGAUAGAGUCCUCAUGUCUGGUGAGAUGUACAGUUUGGGAAAGGGAUGGGUGCAGCAUGGACUGAAGAGGACUGUGUUUGAUCAUUGUCCUAUUAUGGUCAAAACAUCAGUAGUUGAUUGGGGACCAAAACUGUUCCGAGUUUUGGAUGCUUGGCAGCAGCACCCGCAAUUCAAGAAGGUGGUCAAGAGUGUAGAACAGAUUGAUUUGAAGAAUGAAGUGAUGGAUUUGGCGGAGGAGGAGUUGGAUCUAAGAAAAGAAGGCUUCCAGCAGUUAUGGGAUAUUAUGUGGAAAAGGGAGGCUAUUUGGAAGCAAAAAUCUAGAAGUGAUUGGGUUAAACUGGGGGAUCAGAACACGAGAUAUUUUCACAAAAUUGCAAAUGGGAGAAAGGCAUACAAUAGUAUCUCAGGAUUAUGGUCUAAUGGACAGUGGGUAGAGGAUCCGGAGACGGUUAAGGAUGAGAUGGUGAAAAUUUCGAAAGAUCAGAAGGAGUGGCUUGAAAGGCCUUUUACUGAGGAGGAGAUUGAUGAAGGCUUGAAGAGUUGUGAAGGAAGUAAAGCUCCGGGACCUGACGGGGUGUCGGUAUUGGUAAAUGGUAGUCCGACCAAGGAGUUUGAAAUGGGGAAAGGGCUCAGGCAAGGAGAUCCUUUGUCUCCUUUUUUUAUUUCUGAUGGUUGGAGAGGCAUUGCAUGGACUGGGGAGAAAAGAAAGAUCUCGUGGGUAAAAUGGGAAGCUAUUUGUUGGAGCAAGGAGCAAGGAGGAUUAGGGGUUCCGGAUCUGCGUCGGAGAAAUUGGGCGCUAUUAGGGAAAUGGUGGUAUAGGUUAGGGGAUGGAAGGGAGGGGUUGUGGAAAAGGGUAGUGAAAGAGAAAUUUUACGAGGGCAUGGGUUCUGGUGGGAGGUGGGGGAGGGAUGUCGGGUGUGCUUUUGGAGAGAUAUUUGGGUGGGAAGGUUCGGUAAAGGAGAAUGGUACAUGGGAAGGGGAAAGGUGGAAAUGGGGCAUAGAGUGGAGGAGAGAGAGGAUGGGUCGCAAAAAAGAUGAGGAGAAAGGGUUGGGGGUGAUGUUGGCGAGUAUAAAGUUAAGGAAGGGAGUGGAAGAUUUAUGGCAGUGGAGGUAUGAGGUAGAAGGGAGGUAUGUAGUAAAGACAGCCUAUGAAUCUUUAGCUCCUGAGGACCGCUUGCUGGAGGAACAAUUAUGCAAUGUUAUAUGGUGUAAGAUGGUGCCUUCUAAAGUGGGGGUUUUUGGGUGGAGGUUGUGUCUAGAUAGACUUCCCACAAGAUGGAAUUUGCGGAAGAGAGGGGUGGUUUUACAAGAGGAUGGUAUGGUGUGUGGGCUUUGCAAAGAGGGUGUGGAGGAUGUUAAUCAUUUGUUUUGCACUUGUAAAGAAGCUUGUGCAUUGGCUGUAUGGACUCCUACACGGAAGGAUGGUUACGGGAGUGACAAACUGGAAGGUUGUUUUCUUUAGUUGAUUUUUUGGGUUGUUAGCAUGUUUUGUGCGGGAGUUCCUUUUUUACUUUUGUUGGGAGAAUAAGCUUUUUCAUUCUCUGUAGAAGGGCAGGAGCACCCCUUGUGCUCCAUUUAAUAAAAAGUUGUUUUGCUG
Rubroshorea leprosula is the source of this 3259-nucleotide messenger RNA. Lineage: Eukaryota; Viridiplantae; Streptophyta; Magnoliopsida; Malvales; Dipterocarpaceae. The record is from the annotation of a GenBank genome assembly.